Molecule: messenger RNA, 2235 nt
Organism: Rubroshorea leprosula
Lineage: Eukaryota; Viridiplantae; Streptophyta; Magnoliopsida; Malvales; Dipterocarpaceae
Source: the annotation of a GenBank genome assembly
UGCAGGAUAUGAUUAGCCAGAUAUUGGAUAUUUCAACAUUAAUUAAGAUGCUAUCAAGCAGUAUCCAGGCAGUAAGGCGUGCAACAUUGGCUUUCUUGCUUGAGCUUUCAAGAUCCCAGGUUUUGGGUGAAAAGAUUGGGUCUGCUCCUGGAGCAAUUCUGAUGCUGAUCAGAAUCAGAUAUAAUCACAACACCGAUCCCUCUGCUUCAGAAAAAGCACAUGAAAUAUUAAAGAACCUGGGGAAAUGUCCUGACAACAUCAAGCGGAUGGCUGAGAGUGGAUUCCUGGAACCUCUUCUAAAUCAUCUUAUUGAAGGUAAUUCAAAGAAUUUUCACCUUUCAAUACAAGUACUCCUAUUGAGUUUUUCAUGAAACAGAAAGAUGCUAUUAUCAGGUAGUGAGGAAACGCAGAUGGAGAUGGCAAGCUAUUUGGGAGAAGUAGUUCUUGAACAUGACAGCAAAACCUAUGUGGCUGAGAGGGCUUCUCCUUGUCUCAUCCAAAUGGUGCAGAGUGGGAACAGUCUGGUCAGAAGGGCAGCGUUUCAGGCCCUAGCAGAAAUCUCAUCUUACCACCCAAAUGCAAGGAUACUUGUAGAAGCUGGCAUUUUCCAUAUCAUGGCUGAUGAGAUGUUCACUCGGACGAUCUACAAUGAACCAAUGAACUCGAAGAAAGAAGCUGCUGCAAUACUUGCAAAUAUACUUGAGUCUGGGGUUGAUCAUGGAAGCCUCCAAAUAAACACUCAUGGCCACACAAUGAGUUCGGAUUAUGUUGUCUAUGGCAUUAUCUACAUGCUCAAGAACUCAAGCCCAGAUGAACUCAACAUCAAUCUCAUCAGAAUACUCAUGUGCCUGUCUGAGUCACCCAAAUCAAUGACCACAGUUGUCUCAGUGAUCAAGGAGACUGAAGCAAGCUACACGCUGGUUGAACUCCUCAACAAUCCACAUGAAGAACUCAGUGUUGCAGCAAUCAAACUGUUAAUAAAACUCUCACCUUACAUUGGUCACACAUUAGCUGAAAGACUCUGUAGAACCAGAGGUCUACCCGAGAAUCUAAUUGAAAUCCCAACUCAGCCAAACCAUAUCACAGAGAAGCAGGCGGUUUCAGCAAAGCUGCUGGCAAAAAUCCCCCACCAGAACCUGACACUUAAUCUGGUUCUCCUCAACAAGAAUGUUGUCCCUGGAAUCUUACAGACGAUCAACUCAAUUCAAAGAAGUGGAACAAGAAGUAGCAGGUAUGCAAAUGCUUACUUGGAGGGCCUAGUGGGAAUUCUUGUCAGAUUUACCACUACACUAUACGAAACUCAAAUUUUGUUCCUUGCAAGAACCCACAACUUUACCCAGGUAUUUACUGAACUGCUCGUGAAGACGUCGAGUGAUGAAGUUCAAAGGUUAUCAGCAAUUGGUUUGGAAAACCUCUCAUCAGAAUCAACACAUCUAUCAAAACCACCAGAAAUCAAGAAAACAAAGUUUGUGAAAUUGUUGUACCUACCCAAGUCCCUAUCAGUUGGUUCAUCAAAGAGUAAAAAUAUACUGCUGUGCCCUGUUCAUAGAGGAGUCUGCUCUUCACAAAGCACAUUUUGCUUGGUACAUGCGAAGGCAGUUGAAAGGCUGCUAGCAUGUUUAGAUCAUGAGAAUGCUGGAGUAGUUGAAGCUGCAUUGGCAGCCAUAUGCACUUUGUUGGAUGAUAAGGUUGAUAUGGACAAUAGUGUGAGCCUGUUGAGUGAAGCACAUGCUAUAAAACAUGUCUUGAAUGCUGUGAAAGAGCACAAACAAGAGGGCCUCUGGCAGAAAUCAUUUUGGGUGAUUGAGAAAUUCCUACUGAAAGGUGGGGAUAAGUCUGCUUCUGACAUAUCACAGGACAGGCUGUUUCCAGCCACAUUAAUAAGUGCUUUCCAUCAUGGAGAUGGUAAUACAAGGCAGAUGGCUGAGAAGAUUUUGAGGCACCUUAACAAGAUGCCUAACGUCUCAACCACCAAUUACUAUACCCUGUAGAAAUGAUCUUCCAAUUUCAUCCUAGUAAUGGUGCAAAGUGACGCUAGUUAAGAGCAAGUCUACCCCAUUAAUUCUGCAAGCAGUCAAGCACUUUCUCGGCAAGUUGGCCAUAUUAAAUUAGUAAUUCCUAGUUGUGAAAAACUUAUUUUUAUUUUUAGCAGGCAGGAUUUGACUAUUUGACUAGAAAAGACAAAUCCAUAGCUAGGUCACAAAAGACCAAACGCACUUGCAGCUUUAAGUGUAC